Cooperia oncophora is the source of this 198-nucleotide messenger RNA. The record is from the annotation of a GenBank genome assembly. Lineage: Eukaryota; Metazoa; Nematoda; Chromadorea; Rhabditida; Trichostrongylidae.
AUGGCUACGGUAGGCUAUGGUGAUCUGGUGCCAACUACAGUAGCGGGAAAAAUGAUAGGAAGUGGAGCGAUUGUAUGUGGCGUAAUGGUGCUCGCAUUACCCAUUACGAUAAUGGUAAACAAUUUCAUGCAAGUAGUGAAGUUGCGGGAAGAGAAAAUUGUCAAAAAAUAUGCUCAACAGCACGGUGAUCAAGUCUGA